AUGGGAGUUGCCUACAGUGUUGGAGAGGUCGACCACCUCUACACCUUCUUUGUCCAGUGGUCGCCGGACAUCUACACCAAAGACAGCAAGAAACACUGCCGGCCCCGCUACCUCAUCAGGGAGAAGAGCCAGAACCGCUUCCUGGUAGUGGAGAAAAAUAAGGUGGCUGUGAUCAACAAACUGCUCAACAACCAUGCCAGCCCCACUGCUAACAAAUGGGAGAUAAUCACAGUCAAGGACUCCAAGCGUCGACAGAGUCUGUGCAGCUCCGAGGGCUCUGAAGCAGAAGAGCCUGAGUACCAGGAGGAAGCUGAGGACCUUCUUCCUGUUCUCAGUGACCACAGCCAGCUGCUGGAUGACAAUCACCUGGAGAGUCUAGCUGCCCACAUGCCAGCCAGGACCAAGGGCUAUCCAUGGCAGCUGGUCUACAGCACCGCGGUCCAUGGGACCAGCCUGAAGACUCUGUACAGGAAUAUGGCUGCUUUCGACAACCCUGUGCUGCUGGUCAUCAAAGACAUGCACAACAAGGUGUUUGGAGCUUUUUCCUCUGAUCCAUUCAGAGUCAGUGACUGCUGCUACGGCACAGGAGAGACUUUCCUGUACAGCUUCAGCCCAGAUUUCAAGGUGUACAGGUGGAGUGGAGAGAACUACUACUUUGUGAGGGGCCACUUGGGGUCUCUGCAGAUUGGUGGAGGAGGGGGAUGCUUUGGUUUGUGGCUGGACGGUGACCUGUACCACGGCUCCAGUUAUUCCUGUCCCACCUUCCACAACGCGCCUCUCUCCACGCAUCAAGACUUCCUUGUGCAAGAUCUCGAAGUCUGGACCAUCCAGAACUGAGGAACAACCACUGAAAGAUGAGGAAAAAUUACAGAGUGAAGCGCAGUGUCCUGUCUGGAGAUAGGCUUGUACUGUAUGUGGCCUAGACUGGUUUACCCCCAGUUUUGAGCUGUCAAAACAGAAGUUAUCAGCUGUGCACAUGGCCCAGUCAAGCCCGCUCCAGCAGUUCUCAGGCUGGACUGUGCCCUCCAAUACCAGUUUACUUGUGUUUGUGCUGGUCUGAUCUGUGUUUUUCACCUGGUUCUACUCAAGGAGAAGUGGCUAGAGAGAAAUGCUAAGAUUCAGGGUUCUGCUGUAUGCUGCUGUAAGCUUCCUGCUUUUCAUCAGUGGCCCUGCACUAAGCUCAGUACAGCGCGUAACUGGCCUCAAAGCUUUAAGCCCUCCAUCUCCUCCCCUCGGCUGUGGAGAGCAUUAUAAUACAAAGUCCAUAUUAACACUAUUCACUGAACAGCAUGCAUCAACAUCAGGAAUUUUGAAUGUGUGUAUGUAUAUAUAGAUACAGAUAUAUAG
Molecule: messenger RNA, 1347 nt
Organism: Myripristis murdjan (pinecone soldierfish)
Lineage: Eukaryota; Metazoa; Chordata; Actinopteri; Holocentriformes; Holocentridae
Gene: ncoa7a
Product: nuclear receptor coactivator 7a
Exons: 7
Coding region: 1-837 (278 amino acids)
Biological process (GO): regulation of transcription by RNA polymerase II; response to oxidative stress
Cellular component (GO): nucleus
Source: RefSeq, a predicted model, not a curated record